AAUAAUAUGACACAGAGCAGCGACAAACCAUUCUCCUCCGACAAGUCGAGGAGUUUCAUAGCACGCCAUAUACGCCGCAAAAGCGAUCAAUCCAGUCCCCGGACACCCGAUUUAUCGUCCACCAUCACUUCCGACGACGCUCUCCCACAACCAUACCUAGACGAUUUCGUCGCAGAAAACUUCGAUGAUUUGGUUCAAGAUCAUGACAUCGAACAAGUAACAAACGAAAUCGAUCAAUUCAUCGAUACUCUUUCCUCCAUCGAUGACAAAUCAAAUCCUCCAGACGUACCAGAAACCGUCGAAACAUUCUCCAAAAUCAUUGAAGCCAGGAUCGCUAAAUACUACUCCGGCGAUGCAAAUGCUAGGUUUGGUAAAAUGACAGAAGAUGAUUCGUUCUUCUUCGACGCUGUUAAUCAAAUUUCAAAACUCACAAACGCAUUCAGCGAUUUCCCUUCCGAUUCAGCCACAGCUUCAUCGUUAAACAGAACGAGUAUGGCUCUUCAACGAGCAAUGUCGUUUCUAGAGGAGGAAUUUCGCGAUGUUCUUGAAGGUCCUAGAAUUAGAAGAGUUUCAUCAAUGGAUUUAAACAAUUUGAAAUCACAUUCAUCUUUCAUUUCUCGUAACGACAGUACAUCCUCGUCGUCAGCAGAUCAUUCGAGUAAUAAUUUCCAUGAGAUUCAAACGAUAACAGAGGAUGAAGAGGAGAUCGUUUUCCCUGGAUAUCCGAACGAUUUCGUAACAAAGAUGAUCAAAAUCGCGAACACGAUGAUCUCAGCCGGUUACGAUAACGAAUGCUGUCAAAUCUACAGCGUUUCAAGGCGAAACGCAAUCGAAGAAGCUUUAACAAGUAUGGAUUUCGAAAAAACAAGUAUAGAAGAUAUACAAAAGAUGCAAUGGGAAUCUCUCGAAAUAGAAAUUGGAAAAUGGAUCAAAUCAGUAAAGCAAUGCACGACGGUAUUCUUCCCGGGCGAACGUAAGCUCUGCGAUUCCGUCUUCUCUGAUCGAGAAAUCGCUGAUAGUUUAUUCGGAAACCUAGCACGGGCAAUCGUAAUACAGGUUCUGAACUUUACCGAUGCUGUUGUUCUAACGAAACGAUCUGCGGAGAAGCUGUUCAAAUAUCUUGACAUGUACGAGACUCUAAGGGAUUUGAUUCCAUCCAUUGAAGGUUGCAGUAGGGAGGUGAAGUCUGAGAUUCUCGCAGCAACGGAUAGGUUAGGAGAGGCUGCGGUUUUCAUAUUUUGCGAGUUAGAGAAUUCGAUCAAGGGCGAUGCAGCUAGAACACCGGUCCCUGGUGGCGCGGUUCAUCCAUUGACUCGUUAUGUUAUGAACUAUUUAAAGUAUGUUUGCGAAUAUAGAGAUACUCUUGAUCAUAUAUUUCAAAAGGAAAAAGCCCUCGUAAGAACUUCGAGUCACGACGAUGAUCAUAUGCAAAUGAGUCCAGGAAGAAUUGGAGAUAAACUAACCCCGUUUGGAGUUCAACUAAUGACCGUAAUAGAACUCCUAGACGAGAAUCUAGAAGCAAAAACAAAACUAUAUAGAGAUCCUUCAUUACAAUCGGUGUUCUUGAUGAACAACGGAAGAUACAUACUACAAAAGGUAAAAGGGUCGACGGAAAUCCUUCAAUUGAUCGGGGACACUCGUUAUAGGGUGAGAUCAACCGUGGUAAGACAAUACCACAAGAACUACCAAAGAGAGACUUGGGGAAAAGUGUUGAAUUGUUUGAGUCAAGAAGGUUUAUUGCAACCUCAUGGUAAAGUUCAAAAACAAGCACUUAAAGAUAGGUUCAAGAGUUUUAAUAAUAUGAUAGAAGAAAUACAUAGGAAUCAAAGUACAUGGGUAGUGAAUGAAGAACAGUUGCAAUCCGAGUUGAGGGUUUCGAUUAGUGCUGUAAUAAUUCCGGCUUAUCGAGCUUUUCUUGGAAGGUUUAAACAUUAUUUGGAUGGAAGUAGGCAAGUUGAAAAGUAUAUUAAGUAUCAACCUGAUGAUAUUGAGACUUUAAUAGAGGAUCUAUUUGAUGGUAAUGCUCUUUCUAUGGCUAGGAGGAGAACAUAACAAUUGAUCAAAUUCUAUUUUUUUUUGUUUCAUUUCUUCUUAUAUGUUAUCAACAACAUUACUUGUUUUUCAUUCUUCUUUUAAAGAUUAUAAUCUUGUUCAUGUAAUGU
This is a messenger RNA of Impatiens glandulifera, 2162 nucleotides long. Its product is annotated as exocyst complex component EXO70B1-like. Bases 7 to 2052 code for a protein of 681 amino acids. Gene Ontology annotation, molecular function: phosphatidylinositol-4,5-bisphosphate binding. Gene Ontology annotation, cellular component: exocyst. The transcript has 2 exons. The record is from RefSeq and is a predicted model, not a curated record. Lineage: Eukaryota; Viridiplantae; Streptophyta; Magnoliopsida; Ericales; Balsaminaceae. Gene Ontology annotation, biological process: exocytosis.